CCGCCGACUAAGAAAGGCAAAAAUGAGAAAGAGGAGGGUGAUUGGUUCGUGCAAGUGCCUGAGCCGGAGACGCACUGUUGGAAAGUGAUGGAAGCACUCACCGACAAUGAGAAGUGUUGCGUUCUGAAGAAAGUGCUUGCUUGCGAGGUCGUUUGGGUCCAGGCUGGCUCCCCGUCGUUGGCGAAGUUGGGGAAGCUUAGCAUGCAGGAAAUGGUGCAGUUGGUGAAGUGCCACCGCGUGCUGGUCGGGUUGUGGAAUUACUACCAAUCCAAGCACGAGAAGAGGUCGGAUGCGGAUUCGAUCCAAAAGUACCCUUUCCUGAAGUCGAGGUCUUCCGUCUUCAAAAAGUUCAAAAAUCGAGGAUUGGAUAGCGAUUUCUGGGACGGUAGCAGGAAAUACGUUUCUGACGCGACUUUGUUCAAGAACUGCCCGCCGUACAUGGGUUGCGACGAGGACCACUCGAUUAGGGCGACGGAAAAGUUGGUCGGCCACAGGAAGUUGACCAUCGACUUGAGAAACAAGGUUCUCUUCGUGUUGACUGGGAGCAGACUGAAGAAUCGGGAGAUCGCACUUGCCGAAGGCAUUGUGCACAUAAAAUGGAAAGGCACGGGGGACAUGACAUCCAUUGCACCGUUCGACAACGACCCUUUGGAGGCGGACAUCAGGAGUGCAGAGUUGAAGGAAGCGGGCAGUGUCUACGGGGACAUGGAAUGCAAUCCAACACAAUUCGUCGGUCUUCUUGAUUUCGUUAGCCAGAAGGGAGAGGGUGUCGUCUUCCUUGGGAAGCCGCACGCGCGAAGCGUGUGGAAACUUCUAAAGGCAGCCACCGGUGUGGAGUUCAACAUCAAUGCGAAGGAGGAGGAGAGCGACACCGAGAGCCUCGACCUGCAGUAUGACCCACCUCCGGCGGAGCACGCCCAAGGGUCUUUGUCGGCCGAUGUGUCGACAAGCCCGGCACCCCUCGUGUCGCCGAUGGCCAAACUGGCGCCGGGCACCACUCCGAUGAAGUUGUUGGAGAGAUUAAGAGAUCUGGCCGUCCCCCCGCGCGCAUUGCGUCCAGGGUCUGACGUCCCGCCUGAUCAUCCGUCUUGGAAGGAUGACAAUAUCCAGUUCCUUCUUGAGCCACAAAGUCAUUUGCCUGAGGUGGACUGGGGCCAUGACAUGAUUUGGCAUCCAGGAGUCAUCCAGCCCGCGAUACAAAAGGGCGAGUGGGUCAUGGCCGUCGCAGUCCCGGGUGCGGGAUGGGUGUCCAUCCCUCGUGAAUCGAAGUUCAAUUUCCUGCACCUCGCGAGGAUUUCGGUCCUCCAAAAAGUGCGGGCCGAAAAUGACACGUUUGCACCCGACGACUUGUCCAUCGUUUCCACAGUCGGGCGGCUGUUCGACAAGCUUCAGGACAAGUGCUGGUUGGAAUUGACGAAGGACUACUACGAGCUCAACACGAGCCUGUCGAAGGGCAUGGUGGACUGGAAAGUGCCCCCUCCCAGUGGAGCGCACGGGAGUUCCGGGGGGGGGGCACCAGGCGGUGGAGGGGACGGGGAUGGUAGUGCAGGGGGUGGAAAAGGAGUCCCGCGUAGUGAGGAGGGACGGUCUCACAGCGGCACCACGACACCAGGAGGCAGCGGUGGGGUGGCGGGUUUUGCCGUUGAUCGGCAUCCAUCUACUGACCCCGGGCCGAAGCCUACGACGCAGUCCGCCAACCAACCAAGUUCAUCCGUGAGCUCAGCGAGGGAGAUAUUGGCAGCCUUGGUUACUCUCGGCAACCGCUCGGGCGGAACGUUGAAGUCCGCCGGAUCCGAACUACGCCAGUUGAGGUGCUGCAAGAGCGGUCCACCGUGCAGAGUCGCUCGGGGUUGCGGGAGCCGAACCAGGAUCCCGCAAUUGGCAGCAGUGCGAGAGGGUGCCAAAGGGGACGUGGGUAUUGGAGACGACGAGGGGGAGGACAGUGAGGACGAUGCUGGAUCUGGAAAUUCGUCUGACGAGUUCGAACAACUGUACGGAGAGCAUCACAAGGAUGAUGUCGACGACGAUGCCACGGCAAUAGAGAUGGAGACACAGGUGGUUACCAGCCUUUCUGCAGAGCCUGAAGACUAUGAGGUCCAACCACUGACGUCUGUCGUCGAUCUGCAACAUCGGUUCGACGAGGCUUCUGUUACUAUGAGCACAUCUAAAGCAAGUCGCCGUAUAAGCAUCAAAGAAGUUGUUGACGGUAUCCUCGGCGACCAGCACGUGUCCGCGCAUCCGUCCAGAACGCUUGACGUUGACGACGCGCAAAACGUCAAAUCUUCCGUGGCACCUGCCCUCGCUUUCUCGCCGCCAAACUCACCGGUACUGUCGGCCACCCUCGCAGGCAGAGGGGAAGGCGAGGUCAGGGGACGACAACAUGUCACGUCCCCUAAAAAAUCUAGGGUCGACACUCAAGCUCUCGAUGUGCUCGCCUUUCCCGCGCCAACUUCACCGACGAAGGAGAGGAGAGACAAACCGACUGGGGUGGGGUCAUCUCGAACACGGAGGUCCUCGAAAUAUCCGGAACACAUAUUGCAGAAAAUCCCUGGGUUGACGACAGAACACAAGGAUAUGUUAAAGGCAUCAGGGGUUGAUGUUGAGAUUGGGAAGAAGGAGCAUGUCAUUGCCAUUGAGGAAUGUCUUUCCCUUCUGGCCCCAGAGAAAGGGACAUAUCCACGAUCUGUGACUAGGGGUCAGGCCAUGUAUGAGAAAUACUUGACAACGCGUGCAACAGGAGACAAUGCUUGGAACUCCGUUUCUCAAUACCCGAUGUGUCCUUUGCUCGAUGUUGUGCAGUGCGGGCCACAACACGUGGAACAGGAGGGGAAAGAUCCGUUGUAGCGACUGCGCCUCGAAGCUUGCGGGUUUUGGACGACAUUAAACGAGGUUCGGUGCCACCUCACACUGUUCUCUCUAUUCUGGCUGAUGGUCAAUUGCGAAUUGCAGCAAAGAUCUCCUCACCCUCUUUCAUAUCGACGGCAGGGUGAAUGAUGAGGUGGUCAAUAUCUAUAUGGCGCUAUUGGGGUCGACCGCAUGUGCGUCACUUGACUCCCGUUAGGCCUUGAAGUCUUCAGCUUUAAUUCGUUCUUCUUCAGUAAACUGCAACUUCAAGG
This is a messenger RNA of Chara braunii, 3116 nucleotides long. The record is from the annotation of a GenBank genome assembly. NCBI's taxonomy places the organism in Eukaryota, Viridiplantae, Streptophyta, Charophyceae, Charales, Characeae.